AAACUGAGAGCAAAGAAAAAAAAAAAAACCAACCUAAAAACUAACAACUGUCAAACUCCGCGCUUUAAUUCUUCAACCCGAUUUACAACAAGGUCCAGUCCCUUUCCCUUUCCAUCCCAUGAUACCUUCCAGGCUCUAUCUAGGCUCUAGUAAACGUCACGAGCACAGCACCACAACACCACAACACCAGACCACCCUUCUCAAUUCCUAUUUGGGAAGCUACUUGUGAAUAUUUUAGCGGAACUUAAGUUACCUAUAUUAGCUUUUAGUUUUUCGAGACCUAAUGACAUCUGAAGCAUCUUAAGGCCGAAGAACCCUUUAACACCUGAGACCCGUGGACGUUACCUACAUACUAUACCUAGCAUCUGGCGCUGGAACAUCUAAGAAGCGCCCCCGUCGAUUGAUUAAACUGGCCAGGCUCUACUACUACAAGCUACCGCCUGCUUUAAAGGGGAACUGUGUCACCCAUAAACGUCAUUUUGCAAGGCGACCUCUAGGACCCUUUCCCCCUAUCUGCACACUUUCCUAGGAACUGGACCUCUCACAGGUAGAAACCGUGUACGAGGUGCUUAUUAUUACUAUAGGUUAGGUACUUGGCUGUGUGCACGCCUUACCUUUUGACCUGCGACAACCUUUAGAAGAAUGUUGGGCUCAAUAGUCAGCUUUGUGCCAAACGCACACCAGAUCGGACCGCCGCCCAAGGACGUUCCACCAGCUAUUCCUAUCAAAUUACCACAAAUCAGCUCUCAAUUAUCUGACGCAAAUUCUCACCCUUCCCUUGUUCACUUCCUGCAAAAGCUACAGCGUCCCAAUGAGCUUAGCGGGUCUCACUUCGCCGCCCUCGGCCUUCAGAUGCAUGCCGAUGCCCCGCCCGAGGACGUUGUCCCGGAUCCGUCCUUCUUACCCGUAGCCUCCGAAUGGGUCGGCGUCGACAUAGAUGAGGCCCGGCGUAGGGAUCCAACUUUCCGACGCACCCUUUCCAAUGGAAGGAUUUCUCCUGAGGCUCGUGUCUUCAUAGAUCGCCGUGCUGAACUAUCCAUACCAAAUCAAUCAGCCUUUAGGACCAUUCGUCGUAUCAAACCCGAACCUGGCACUCAAGCCCCACGACUAGGGAAUUGCUAUGAAUUCUAUAGGCAAAUGGAGUUGAUGGCGCAGUACUGGGAUGACACUUCCUUACCACCACUUUCUACCGAAAAUGAAGACGAGUCACAGCCCGCCGAUGGUACUUCGUCUGAGAAUCCGGAAGCCAAACCUAAGGCUCCUGAACGGGUUACUUAUCGCACUAAUACCGGUGCGAUCAUGCCGGCUGAAUUCCGUCAUAAUUUAAUCUCGUCUUUCGUUAAGCUCGUAGCUUACGACUUCGGCUGCAACGUCGUCCCACCGAGAGUCGAGCCUCGCUUACAGCUGCUUUCACCCGCAUUCAAAGAAGUUACGAAAUCCAAGGUACGGUAUCACCCUCAGGUCGCAUCCUACUUCCCAUCUGGAUGCGUGUUUCUAUGCAAGUCGCCGAUGACCCGCGAAGCUGCGCGCGCGGGUAUCGUCGAAGGCCCCAUAGCAGCGGUAUCGGCGCGCAACACUAUCAAUUUCCCCACUUCGGCGGAGGCGUACUUGGACUUUGGGCGUGAACUUGUCGCGGCACUGAUUACUGCGCAGCACCGUGCCCGCGAAGGCCAGCCCGAAAAACGGUUUGGCGAGGGUAAAUGGUGGGCCACGCAGAAGCGCUGGGGUGGAGGCGAAGGUGGUCCCAUAGGGCGGGAGAUCGACGGCGACUCCAUCGUAGGCGACAAGGAUUCCGCCGGGUCCAACCCUGAGGAGUCAGAUAGCGUGAAGCCAGUGCCAGUGCCGGAGACAACCAGCGCCACCAAGGAGAUUAAAGUAGGGGGUAAGACCGUACUCAUCCCCGUGCGCGGACAGCCCGUGAGCAAGAAGCCGCGCAAGAACUUGAGCAUCUACGACAGCUACCGCAUGGUGCGGCUGCCGUCGUCGAACUGGGACAGGAAGACCAAGUACACGGCCGUGGGCAAGAUCAAGGGCGCCGACUUCGACGACGUGUUCGUGCUCAGCAGCCUGUUCCACCACCUGUCCGUGAUUCGCGUGCGCGUGCCCAACCGCCUGCUAGAGGUAUUCGCCGGCGCGCCGGAUGCGUACGUCAAGACCGAGACAGGGGAGAAGGUGAAGAGCUGGGGGAAGCUGGAGGUGUGGCGCAGCAAGUGGUACGACUUGUUCAUAGUCGAGGAGAGGCUCGAGGCCAUGCGCCUGCUCUGGGGCAUGAUGGCAUGGGUUAUGCGCACGGAAGACGAGAGCGGCAGCGGCGGCGCGAAGGCGGAUGAGGAUGUUGUUAUGAAGAAUGCUUGAGGGUCUGCUCUAGUCGAGAGCUGAGACUGUUCUGAUCUAGGAUGUAGGUUACGGGUCAACUAGGUACCUACUCGAGUGUCAUCCCGGAUCGGCUAUCGCGAACUUGAGGUUGCAAGGACAGACAGACAGACAGAAAGAAAGAUAGAUAGACAGCGACCUACUCCCUCCUCCUAGGUAUUUGGAUCUAGAUUAUGCGGUAGCUAGGAAGAAGGGCCUAACUAGCAUCGUCAUCUUCCCAUCUGAUAGACGUGAAUGAAGCAUAUGAUGAGUAAUACGAAGACUACCUACCUACCUAGGUACCUAAGGUAGCUACGUUUUUCUUUCUUUGCAUUCUUUGAACCCCCGCUUUCGCCGGAUUCGCU
Molecule: messenger RNA, 2717 nt
Organism: Daldinia caldariorum
Lineage: Eukaryota; Fungi; Ascomycota; Sordariomycetes; Xylariales; Hypoxylaceae
Exons: 2
Coding region: 643-2355 (570 amino acids)
Source: RefSeq, a predicted model, not a curated record